Clupea harengus (Atlantic herring) is the source of this 2051-nucleotide messenger RNA. Its product is annotated as basic helix-loop-helix transcription factor scleraxis. Gene Ontology annotation, molecular function: DNA-binding transcription factor activity, RNA polymerase II-specific; protein dimerization activity; RNA polymerase II transcription regulatory region sequence-specific DNA binding. Lineage: Eukaryota; Metazoa; Chordata; Actinopteri; Clupeiformes; Clupeidae. Gene Ontology annotation, biological process: regulation of transcription by RNA polymerase II; developmental process. The record is from RefSeq and is a predicted model, not a curated record.
CUAUGUACAAAUUAUUUGUAUUUUCUUCACUAGAUAUAAAUAAAGAAAUCCACCUCAAAUGAUGAAGUAUUUCAGACUGUGUUAUGUUUUAUAACUAAUUGAGAAGCGUGCCUAUCCUUAAUUUAACAAAUAGAUGAGAAUAUUACUGCAGUAAUUUCAUUAGAAUCUGAUGACAAUAUCUUAUUCCAGGCAAUGCAUGGGAACAUUUUUAUCAUUGUCUCACCUCAAGAAAAGCAAAUUAGAUUCGGUGCUUUUAAUGGGUGUGUUAAAAGUUGUUCCACUUCACGGCAGCUCUGACAGUUAUCUGGAAACUGAUGGUGGGAGGAAAGGUGAUUACCACCCAAGAAAAAAAAAGGAGGUUCCCACUGUUGUGUUGCCCCUGGUUACGUAUAACACAUUGAACAGGCUACAGCACAGGCCAUUACCACAUAUAGUAACAUGCCCCUUAUAAAGGCCUUAUACACCUAUUAUAUACAUGCGUAUGUAUAUUUAUAAAUAUGUGUUAUAUGAAUGUUUGUUAGUGUAUACAUUUGUAAGGUGUAUAAACUGCAUGCAUGCAGAUAUGCAUAUGCACAUAAAAUCCGCUUUCCCUCCUUGGACCACGACAGGUGGCACCGGGGCCUCCACCUGUUCUUCCUUUUCCAGGCUCCUCAUGGCGGCAGCUCAGAACGGAUCAGUCAUUCAAGAAAUGGUAUGCCGAACUGCGUGGGGGGACGCGGCGGACCCCCGGUCACCGGAUCACCAGCAGCUGGUCGGCCGUGCUAUUUUUCACUCGGCAUAAAGUGAUGGGCAGUCAGCGUCCCCGGCACGGGCCGGGCUCAGUCCUCACUCACCCCCGGAGCACCAUGAAGUCCGCAGAGACAGACAACAAGGGCGGACCGCCGCCGCUGCCACCGCCUCCGCCGGACGCCUACCACUCCGAUUUGGACGAGCUGGACAGCGGGAGCGAGAGCUCCGACAAGUCGACAGGCGGGGGCAGCGGGGGCCGGGGGGGCUGCCACGGGAGUCCCCUGGGAGGUCGAGACGGCGGAGGAGGAGGGGGAGGAGGCGGAGGAUUAGGAGGUGGGGAGGCCGGGGGCAGGAGGGGCAGCCGAAGGCUUCCGGGGGUUAGCAAGCAGCGGCAGGCGGCCAACGCGCGGGAGCGGGACCGGACGCACAGCGUCAACACGGCUUUCAGCGAGCUGCGGACACUCAUCCCCACCGAGCCGGCCGACCGCAAGCUGUCCAAGAUCGAGACCCUGCGUCUGGCCUCCAGCUACAUCUCGCACCUGGCCAACGUGCUGCUCCUGGGGGAGGACUGCCUGGACGGACAGCCGUGCAUGAGGUACCAGAGCAUCCUGCAGACCGGCCCUAGCAACAGCCCCAGCCUCAGGCCCAUUUGCACUUUCUGCCUCAGCAACCAGAGGAAGAUGCUGAGAGAUGGAGAAAAGCACUCAAAUGUCUGAACAUGGGCCUGGAUGUGCGGACGCGUACCUAACCACCCAUUGAUGUUUACAUGUAAAGAUAUUAUUCUUGUAAAAAAAAGAAGUGACAUUUAAAUUUGAAAGAAAAAACAAUGUGUAUAUUUUUGUAAUGAUCUCAAGACUCGAAAGAUGGCAGCAGCAACAGAAGAGCAACAACAAAAAAAAAAACACUGAAAUGCACUUUCUGUUUACAUUAUAAUGUGUGUCUUAUGUGCAGUGUUUUGGUUAAGCGUUAGCCUUAACCUUACCCCGAGCCCAAGCCCUAUGCAUAAAGUUGCACCUGGCGAGGAGGUUAUUUCUGUUGCAGAAAUAGUAAGCCUUAGUGCCCACUUCUAAAAAAAAACAGCCUCACCCCUCUCUCUCUUUCUCUACCUCUCUCUCUCUCUCCCUCUCCCUCUCACUCUCUCACUUGUCCUGCAUCCUAGCCCUGGUUAAAGUCACAUGAUUGAAAUCCAAACCAGGACGCUGCAGCAGUUGCUGUCAGUACAGUUGUGGCCCUCUGCCUUAACCCUUGCCUGAGAGGGAGCGAGAGAGACAGAGGGAGAGAGAGGGAGAGAGAGAGGGAGGGAGAGACAGAGACAGAGGGAG